CUGUUGGAAAGUUUUUCCAAGCCGACAUUGCAGAAAAUGCUUUGAAUUCCUUAGAAACAGAAAUUCCUACUGUCAGCGUUUUAGUUGAUGAAGAAUUCCUUCCCUUCAGAGAAAAUACAUUUGACCUGGUGGUUAGCAGUUUAAGUUUGCACUGGGUGAAUGACCUUCCUAGAGCACUUGAGCAGAUUCAUUAUGUUUUAAAACCAGAUGGAGUAUUUAUUGGUGCCAUGUUUGGAGGCGACACACUCUAUGAACUUCGGUGUUCCUUACAGUUAGCAGAGAUGGAAAGGGAAGGAGGAUUUUCUCCACACAUUUCUCCUUUCACUGCUGUCAAUGACCUAGGACAUCUGCUUGGGAGAGCUGGCUUUAAUACUCUGACUGUGGACACUGAUGAAAUUCAAGUUAACUAUCCUGGAAUGUUUGAACUGAUGGAAGAUUUACAAGGUAUGGGUGAGAGUAACUGUUCUUGGAAUAGAAAAGCCCUACUGCAUCGAAACACAAUGCUGGCAGCUGCAGCCGUGUACAGAGAAAUGUACAGAAAUGAGGAUGGUUCAGUACCUGCCACAUAUCAGAUCUAUUACAUGAUAGGAUGGAAAUACCAUGAGUCACAGGCAAGACCAGCUAAAAGAGGUUCCGCAACUGUGUCAUUUGGAGAACUAGGAAAAAUAAACAUACCAGAGGGGGAGAAAUCACAAUAAAUGUUUACUCAAUGUUAAUGUUGUCCAGAAUUUUUAUCAGAAAUGGAUAGCUUUCACAUUUAAAAUUACUAUAUUUUGAAGCAAGAAGCCCUCUUAAGCUAUUUACUCAUAGACUUUUCAUAUAAUUAGGAAAACCUAAUAACACAUCUAUAGUAAACAUUUCAGUUUCAUAUUGUUUCUAUUUUCAUAAGGAUUACUGCUGCCUAGGAAUUGAGUGUCUUUGCAGAUUCAGCCUAAAAGCAAAGAAAAUAUUUCCCUAAAAUUUUUGCAAAUAAUGUUCACGUGUGUAAAUACCUGACUUGAUGGGAAACCUUACUCAUGCUGACAUUUUGUACCUUUUUCUCCUGCUGGUGUUUUUUUCAUUACUUCUGUGAGAGGACCACAGCUGUGGAAAUGAGAGGAAAAACAAGUUGGUAGGUUCUUUAGAGUUCUGGCUCAUUUAGAAUGAAAACACAGACUUUUUAUAAUUACUAUUGUAAAGUACGUAAGGGAAAAUUUUGUUAUACUGUUUUCUUUGCCUUGAAGAGAAGCAGAAGAACAUGCACCUUCUCCAGAGUUAUGUGGUUUUAGAAUUUAGAAGAGCAUGUAUCUUUAUUAAAUCCUUCCUCAACUCUUUUUUUAAAACGUCUGAAUUUAACCUUAUUUCUUUUUUAUCUACCUGGUCUGUAUGGGACCACCAUGGUUUUACACCUCACCCUACCUUGGGUAAGAAGAAAACAUUUUAAAGAAUUAUAGAAGCAAAAUCACAUGUAAAAGUCUCUGCACAGUGAUCAGUUUAUUGUUAGGCUUUCCUUCAUAAGUUCAGGACUUACUAUCCUAAUCCAAGUUCACCAUUCCAUUUUUGUUGAGGAUUGUUCAAAAUCAUUUGGAGAUAAUCAAGCUCAGACAGGUUAGGAUAGCUGGGAAGAACAUAGAGGGUGGUAAGAAGGAAGCAGGAGUGCGCACUAAAUGUGUUGUUUCUAGUUAGCUGUUUGCUGUCUUUUCCAUUUGACCUGGGCACGGCCCCAUCCUCAUUUUAGGCCUCAGUGAUUUAUGAUAGCAUUUCCUUCUGUCUCCUCUCAGUCCCUCUCUCUUCCACCUUCCUUCCUUCCUUUACUAUAUGAACAGCAAGUUCUUAAUGGGUCGGGGCUGUGUCUUAAACUGUACAUAGUACAUGGUGCUUUGCACAUAGUAGAUAUUCAGUUACAUUUUGAAUUGAACUGAUUAUAUGAAAAACAUGCCCUUUGAAAGACUAAGUUAUAGUUAAAAACCAAGGUUUUUGUAGGAACAAAAGAAACUAUUUUCUUCAGUUGGAAAAAUCAUCGAUAUUUGGAAUUGGGAUACUCUUGGUAGUUUUUUUGUUCUGAUUUUAACACAAAGAACUUGUGAAGUAAAAUUUGGGAAGGUUUGCUUUUUGUUUUGUUUUGUUUUUAGCUUAAUUUUCAGAACUUGAAGAGAGAGAACAACAACAAAAAACUCUGUGCUAGCCAGCUGCAAUGGCACAUGCCUGUAGUCCCUACUUGGGAGGCUGAGGCAGGAGGAUCACUUGAGCCCAGGAGUUCAAGGCUGCAGUGAGCUAUCUGUGCCACUGCACUCCAGCCUGGGCAAAAGAGGAGACCUCAUCUUAAGAAAAAUCCACCAAAAACCCUGUGUAUUCAAGUGCAAACUGAUGAUGGAGGAAUGGGUAAAUUCUAGGGGUCUAUAUUUCCAAAAGGACAUGUAUUCAUAUGCAGUAAUACUUGUUUUUGAAGAACGCAUCUGAAAGUGUUAAAAGUGGCUGUUGCUGAGAAAGGGGACUGAGGAACUCAGCGUGUCUGUGUCAUUCUGUUUGAAUAUCUGUCUGGGGUAUAGAAACUAGGAGGGAGACUUGUACUUCUCACAUUUUAAACUUCCUGUGAAUUUUGAAUUUUCCAAGCAA
Cebus imitator (Panamanian white-faced capuchin) is the source of this 2595-nucleotide messenger RNA. Its product is annotated as arginine-hydroxylase NDUFAF5, mitochondrial. Gene Ontology annotation, cellular component: mitochondrion. The record is from RefSeq and is a predicted model, not a curated record. The transcript has 8 exons. Lineage: Eukaryota; Metazoa; Chordata; Mammalia; Primates; Cebidae. Gene Ontology annotation, biological process: mitochondrial respiratory chain complex I assembly. The coding region runs from base 228 to 698 and encodes 156 amino acids.